AUGACCCUGGGAUCCGCAGCGCUGCCCCCGUGCCGGGGGAGGACUUGGCUCUCCAUGCUGCUGCUGGCGGCCUCUGUUCACUGCCACUGGCCCGGCGAGGCGGCCGAGGUAGUGCGGGACUGGGAGAACCAGCUGGAGGCCUCCAUGCACUCCGUGCUCUCGGACCUCCGAGAGACUGUCCCCGCUGUGGUGGGCAUCCCUGACAGCUCCGCCGUGGUGGGCCGCUUCUUCAGAGUCUCCAUCCCCAUGGAUUUAAUUGCUUCCAAUGGAGAAAUAGUCCAGAUCUCUGAGGCGGGGAAGGAUUCCUUGCCCUCGUGGCUGCACUGGAACGCGGAGAGCAGCUCGCUCGAAGGCCUGCCCCUUGACACAGACAAGGGCGUCCACUACAUCUCGGUGACCACGCUGCAGGUGUUCCCCAACGGGAGCCACGUGCCGCAGGCAGCAAACGUGUUCUCCAUUGAGGUGCACCAAGAGGAGCACAAUGAGCCUCAGUCCUUGAGAGUGGUUCUCCAGGAUAUGGGUGAGGCAGCGCUGUUUGCGUGUGGGUUGGAAGAGCCGGUCACUAUCCUGACCGUCAUUUUGGAUGCCGACCUAACAAAAAUGACACCAAAGCAGAGGAUUGAACUUUUAAAGAGAAUGAGAAGCUUCUCGCAGAUGGAACUUCAUAACAUGAAGUUGGUUCCUGUUGUAAAUAACAGACUUUUUGACAUGUCCGCCUUCAUGGCAGGACCUGGAAACGCAAAGAAGGUGGUGGAAAAUGGGGCCUUACUCUCAUGGAAACUGGGAUGUUCUCUGAGCCAAAACACCGUCCCCAACAUCAGCAAUGUUGAGGCUCCGGCUAAAGAGGGGACCAUGUCUGCCCGCCUUGGCUACCCUGUUGUUGGCUGGCACAUUGCUAACAAGAAACCUCAUCUCCCCAAGAGGAUGCGGCGGCAGAUCAAUGCCACCCCCACACCCUUGACUGCCAUCGGGCCACCCACCACCGCGGCCCAAGAGCCACCGACGAGGAUCGUCCCCACGCCAACGUCGCCGGCCAUCGCGCCUCCCACGGAGACCACAGCUCCCCCAGUCAGGGAGCCCAUCCCGCUGCCGAGGAAGCCCACGCCAGCCACCCCGUCCACCACCGAUUCCUCCACGGCGACGACGCGAAGGCCUACCCGAAGACCCAAAACGCCGCGGCCCACCAAGCCUCCGAGCACCACGAGAUCCCCCCCCACCAAGCUGACGACGGCAUCGCCACCGAGCCGCGCACGCACCACGGCCAGCGGGCUCCCCCGGCCCUGGGAGCCCAAUGAGCCGCCCAAGCUCACCAACCACAUCGACAGGGUUGACGCGUGGGAGGGCACGUACUUCGAGGUUAAAAUACCCUCUGAUACCUUCUAUGACAAGGAGGACACCACCACGGACAAGCUGCAGCUCACCCUGAAGCUGAAGGAGCAGCAGAUGAUAGAAGAGAACUCGUGGGUGCAGUUCAACAGCACCAGUCAGCUCAUGUACGGCAUGCCUGACCGUAACCACGUGGGGAAGCACGAGUACUUCAUGUACGCGACCGACAAAGGCGGCCUCUUUGCUGUGGACGCUUUUGAGAUCCACGUGCACAAGCGGCCGCACGGGGACAAGGCCCCAGUGAAGUUCAAAGCCAGGCUGGAAGGAGACCACAACGCAGUGGCGAACGACAUCCAUAAAAAAAUUAUGCUGGUGAAGAAGCUGGCUCUGGCAUUCGGCGACAGGAACAGCAGCACCAUCACGGUGCAGGGCAUCACCAAAGGCUCCAUCGUCGUGGAGUGGACGAACAACACGCUGCCCCUCGAGCCCUGCCCCCGGGAGCAGAUCCGGACAUUGAGCAGGAGGAUCGCGGAUGACGCCGGAGGCCCGAGCCCGGCUCUGGCGAACGUCUUGCAGCCGGAGUUCAAGCCUUUGAACGUGUCGGUCGUCGGCUCCGGCAGCUGCCGCCACAUGCAGUUCAUCCCCGUGACCAAGGACGGCAGGGUGGCGUCGGAGGCGACGCCGACGGUGGCGGCUGGCAAGGACCCCGAGAAGAGCAGCGAGGACGACGUGUACCUGCACACGGUGAUCCCCGCCGUGGUGGUGGCCGCCAUCCUCCUCGUGGCGGGCAUCAUCGCCAUGAUCUGCUACCGCAAGAAGCGGAAAGGGAAGCUCACCAUCGAGGACCAGGCCACCUUCAUCAAGAAGGGCGUCCCCAUCAUCUUCGCCGACGAGCUGGACGACUCCAAGCCGCCGCCGUCCUCCAGCAUGCCCCUCAUCCUCCAGGAGGAGAAAGCCCCGCUGCCCCCUCCCGAGUACCCCAACCAGAGCGUGCCCGAGACCACGCCGCUCAACCAGGACCCCAUCGGGGAGUACGCGCCGCUGCGCGACGAGGACCCCAACGCGCCGCCCUACCAGCCGCCACCGCCCUUCACCGCCCCCAUGGAGGGCAAAGGCUCCCGCCCGAAGAACAUGACCCCGUACAGGUCCCCGCCGCCCUACGUCCCCCCUUAA
Molecule: messenger RNA, 2499 nt
Organism: Tinamus guttatus (white-throated tinamou)
Lineage: Eukaryota; Metazoa; Chordata; Aves; Tinamiformes; Tinamidae
Source: RefSeq, a predicted model, not a curated record